Molecule: messenger RNA, 4448 nt
Organism: Manis pentadactyla (Chinese pangolin)
Lineage: Eukaryota; Metazoa; Chordata; Mammalia; Pholidota; Manidae
Gene: THAP9
Product: THAP domain containing 9
Exons: 6
Coding region: 249-2888 (879 amino acids)
Source: RefSeq, a predicted model, not a curated record
GAUUCAUACUGUUCCGGGAACACCGAAAGUGGAGCCCCACGUAACAAGAUGACCCGAAGUUGCUCGGCAGUGGGCUGCAGCACCCGAGACACCGUGCUGAGCCGGGAGCGAGGCCUAUCUUUUCACCACUUUAGCUCUGAUAUUACCUCCUCUGAAGCCUUCCUCAUCAUCCCCAGAACCAUCACCAGAGUUUUGAAGAAGUUGCAAGGACAAAGACAAGGGGCUCUGGUUGAAAAGCAUGAAUCAAAAUGACUCAAAGAUUUCCAACUGAUACCAUACAGCGUUCAAAAUGGAUCAGGGCUGUUAAUCGUGUGGACCCCAGAAGCAAAAAGAUUUGGAUCCCAGGACCAGGUGCUAUACUGUGUUCCAAACAUUUUCAAGAAAGUGACUUUGAGUCAUAUGGCAUAAGAAGAAAGCUGAAAAAAGGAGCUGUGCCUUCUGUUUCUCUAUACAAGGUUCUUCAAGGUGUACAUCUUAAAGGUAAAGCUAGACAGAAAAUCCUAAAACAGCCACUUCCUGAUAAUUCUCCAGAGUUUGCUACUGAGGACCAUAACUACAGUUUAAAGAGACCUUUGACUAUAGGUGCAGAGAAACUGGCUGAGGUGCAACAGAUGCUACAAGUGUCCAAAAAAAGACUUGUUUCUGUAAAAAACUACAGGAUGAUCAAGAAGAGAAAGGGCUUACGGUUAAUUGAUGCGCUUGUAGAAGAGAAACUACUUUCUGAAGAAACAGAGUGUCUGCUACGAGCACAGUUUUCAGAUUUUAAAUGGGAGCUGUAUAACUGGAGAGAAACAGCUGAGUACUCCACAGAAAUGAAACAGUUUGCAUGCACACUCUACUUGUGCAGUAGCAAAGUCUAUGAUUACGUAAGAAAGAUUCUUAAACUGCCUCAUUCUUCCAUCCUCAGGACAUGGUUAUCCAAAUGCAAACCCAGUCCAGGUUUCAACAGCAACAUUUUUUCUUUUCUUCAACAAAGAGUAGAGAAUGGAGACCAGCUCUAUCAAUACUGUUCAUUGAUAAUAAAAGGCAUCUCUCUCAAGGAGCAACUUCAGUGGGACCCCAGCAGUCACCAUUUGCAAGGAUUUAUGGACUUUGGUCUUGGCAAACUUGAUGCUGAUGAAAUGCCUCUCGCCUCAGAAACUAUUUUGUUAAUGGCAGUGGGUGUUUCUGGUCAUUGGCGAACGCCUCUGGGUUAUUUUUUUGUAAACAGGGCAUCUGGAUAUUUGCAAGCUCAACUGCUCCGUCUUACUAUUGGCAAACUAAGUGACAUAGGGAUCACUGUUCUGGCCGUUACGUCUGAUGCUACAGCUCAUAGUGUUCAGAUGGCAAAAGCAUUGGGGAUACAUAUUGACGGAGACAACAUGAAGUGUACAUUUCAGCAUCCUUCAUCUUCUAGUCAACAGAUUGCAUACUUCUUUGAUUCCUGCCACUUGCUCAGAUUAAUAAGAAAUGCAUUUCAGAAUUUUCAAAGCAUUCAGUUUAUUAAUGGCACAGCUCACUGGCAGCACCUUGUGGAAUUAGUAGCACUAGAGGAACAGGAAUUAGCAAAUAUGGAAAGAAUCCCAAGAAAACUUGCAAAUUUGAAGAACCACGUACUGAAAAUGAAUUUUGCUGCCCAGCUCUUCAGUGAGAGCGUGGCCAGCGCGUUAGAAUGUUUGCUAUCAUUAGGCUUGCCUCCUUUUCAAAACUGUAUUGGUACCAUCCACUUUUUACGCUUAAUCAACAAUCUGUUUGAUGUUUUUAAUAGUAGAAAUUGUUAUGGAAAGGGACUUAAAGGACCUCUAUUGCCUGAAACUUUCAGUAAAAUUAAUCGUGUGUUAAUUGAAGCCAAGACUAUUUUUGUUACAUUAUCUGACACUAGCAAUAAUCAAAUAAUUAAAGGUAAACGAAAACUAGGAUUCCUGGGAUUUUUGCUUAAUGCUGAGAGCUUAAAAUGGCUCUACCAAAAUUAUGUUUUCCCAAAGGUCUUGCCUUUUCCCUAUCUUCUGACUUACAAAUUCAGUCAAGAUCAUCUGGAAUUAUUCCUAAGGUUGCUUAGACAGGUAUUAGUAAACAGUUCUAACCCUACCUGCCUGGCAUUCCAGAAAGCUUACCAUAAUUUGGAGACCAGGUACAGAUUACAAGACGAAACUUUUCUUAGUGAAGUAAGCAUCCUUGACAUUUCAAUUGCUCGGAGGACAGACUUGGCCCUUCGAACAGUUCAGCGUCAGUAUGAUGUCAGCAUUAUAAAGACGCUUUUUCAUAAAGAGGAUUUUUGCCAAGACUGGUCUAAUUGUUCACUAAGUGAGGCAUUACUAGACCUGUCAGAUCAUAUGCGAAAUCUCAACUGCUGUGCUGGUUAUAUUGCAAAUAAGUUAUCAGCUCUCCUGACUUGUGAGGACUGCAUCAGUGCACUGUAUGCAUCGGAUCUCAGAGCCUCUAAAAUUGGGUCACUGUUAUGUGUUAAGAAGAAGAAUGGUUUACAUUUCCCUUCAGAAAGCCUAUGUCGAGUCAUAAAUAUCUGUGAGCGAGUUUUAAGAACCCAUUCAAGAAUGGCAGUUUAUGAACUACUUCCUAAACAGAGGGAAUUGUAUCUUCAACAGAAAAUACUGCGUGAGCUUUGUGGGCAUAUUUAUCUUUUCAUAGAUUUAGAUGAGCAUAUCUUUGAUGGAGAAGUGUAUGCCAUCAAUCACUUUGUAAAGUUACUAAAAGAUAUAAUAAUCUGUUUCUUAAAGAUUAGAGCUAAAGAUGUAGCUCAGUACCUUUUAAAACACCAUUCAGAAAGAACUGAAAUGAAAACUUCAUCAAGGGGCCCCAGGUCAUCUUUACAGGAUUUCAGAUGUUCAAGUUUUGCUAAUACCAGUAAGUUCAGGCAUUUGCUAAGUAAUGAUGGAUAUCCGUUCAAAUGAGGGGCCUAAAAUACAUUAAAAUUUUUAUUAAUGGUCAACAUUUAUUAUAAGGUUCAACUUACAAUAUUUUAUAAAUUGACCAUUUUGCACAGUGGACAAGCUUGCAGUUCCAACUUACUAGAAUUUCUAAUUAUGCAUAUUAUAAAAUCUCAUACUUUGGUAUGGUCUACAGCAUUUCAGAGUUACUUAAAAUGUAGAAAGCAGUAAGUCAGGAGCAGACUAGCUAACAGAUGCUGCCUUUGAAUUUACUACUGUAAGACUGAGUAAUGUGACUGGACAUACUUUUAACUUGUUCUGUGUACUUUAAAAACGAGAGUAACGACAACUAAGAGUCACCAAAACAUUGACUCCUUUUAUUGAUAGACUACAUUCUCUAAAAAGCUUUGGGUUAUAGCUCUUAGGAAUGUCAACAAAUACCUAUGAAAGCUUGAAUGUAAUUUUUACUUCCAUGUGACAACUAAGGUGUGGUUUGAAAAUUAGGCUAAAUUCAAAUAAAUAAAAAAACCCUUUUUUGCCAGGGUACCCUAAAAUAGAAGUACUGAGGUUUUAUCAAGCAGAAGGUAAACACAUGAGCCGUGAGAUGGUUCUUUGUGCUGCAGCCAAGUUGGGUCUAUAGCACAAACCUGGUCAGUAGUAUGGGAAGUGUGUAGGUGAUGUAAUCUCCACAAUCCUUUAUCCUUGGACUGCAUAAUACUCCUUUUGGAUAAUAGAGUGGAUACUUCCUUGACGCCUGUGGAAGAGCCCACUGCUCAUCAGAGCAUAAGGAGAAGCCUUUAUUUCAACUUUUGCUCCUUCUGAAGUCUACUUGUAUUUGCAAGGAGGCUAAAUUAAUGAAACAUUUCCAGUGUGGCAUGAAUAAUGGAAUUUCAUGGCAUGUGAUUAUUAAGUUGGAGAAAGAUGGUCUAAUUGAGACCUGGUAUAAAAAUACUUGUCUUAAUUAUAUAAUCAGGUUUUUCAGAAAUUGAGAAGCUUAAUCUGAACAUGGAAAGCAAGGUAAAUUUUCUCCAUUCUUUCACACCCAGAUUUGAAAAGAUAAAUAGAAAAACAUACAGGUGUAUGUACUUUCACAAAUGGAGAGUAUUUUAAUGGACAAAAGAAAUAAGCACAUUAUUCACGUGUGUAUGUAAAACAUCUACUCUCUUUGUCAUGGAGAAAAUGUUCACAAAGUACAGCUAAUCUUAAUAUGAAAAUUUCAAUUGCAAAAGAUUAACAACUAGGUAAAAGUUAAGUUUAAUUAAUUGAAAUAGUAUAUUUUGAUAUGUUUGUUCUACCUCAAAGAUUCAAGUUUUGAAAUAUGACCAGAAUUGUGCUAUUUUAUACAAGAGCUAUUGCUGAAAAGUCUGAAUAUUCUGGGUUUUUUUUGCAAUAGAAUGAGUUUAGACACACCAGGAUAAAUCUUAUUUAAAAGAAGCCUGUUUGUAAAUUAUCACCUUUAACUUAUUGCUUAUAUAAAUCCAAGUUUUGUCCUGAUCUUAGAGCUAGGUUUAUACCUAUAGCAUCUUAUAUUCUUUGCUGUGACAUUUGACUAAUUUAUUCUAAUAUAUUCCAUAUUUUAAGAAA